Molecule: messenger RNA, 951 nt
Organism: Trichoderma breve
Lineage: Eukaryota; Fungi; Ascomycota; Sordariomycetes; Hypocreales; Hypocreaceae
Exons: 1
Coding region: 1-951 (316 amino acids)
Source: RefSeq, a predicted model, not a curated record
AUGUCUAAAAAUUGGACACUGGAUACCUUUACGGUGGCGACUACCACCCCAGGGGGUGAUCAAGAUGUCCUUUAUGCCAAUGGCACGAUGCAGGUGUUGGUGGUCGUGACAGUCAGCGCGGUCAAUGAUGACAACACUGCUCACAUAUUGACCGAUGAUGAGCUCAGUUCGCUCAAGCUCAUAGACUGUGAUGGUCCUCCAUCCGACCUCUCUGAUGGCUGGACUUACUCAACCACUGAGAAUCGCUACGAUCACACUAUCGGCCCCCCCACCGCGGAAGAGACGGUGGCCGUUGACCUAGACUCCCCAAAACAAUUACAACGGUACUGGGUAUCCACGGCGACGGCCGAAGCCAAAGAUAUAGGCGCCUCCAUCAAGGCGCAAGACGGCUCUGUGGUCGAUACUAGCGGCAGUGGGACCUUCAAGUCGACAGUGAACAUAACCGGCAGACCACCAGUUGAUGUCCUCUUUGAAGACUUGGAUCUUUGGCAAGACAAAAACACAGCCAACGGAGACAUAGGGUCUGGCUAUACCUAUGAUCAGGACAAUUACUACCUAACAAUCAAGAACAAUCGACAUGUCCGGUUUCUUGAUUGCACUGGCUUCGACGGUGGCUCAUCUGACCCUUACCUGUAUCGCUCUAUCACCUUCUUCUCCUCAAACAUACAUGUAUUCUCGUGCUAUAUUUGGUACUGGUGGCCCGUAGGCCCAACAUCAGAGGUGACCGCAGGCUGCCGAGAUGUUAACGUUAAAAUUACCGUCAAUCAGCAAAAGGAUGCGGCGUGCCUGACGCGCUUAUUAAUCGAUGGUCCUAAGAUAUGGAAUACACACCGCAGAUGGGAAGCCAAAUUUACUGUGUACGAUCAAUAUGGUAAUUCAUGUGUUUUUUACCCAAAAUGGGUUGAUGAUGGGAAUACUUUGCAAUUAAGCAAAGGCAAACCAGAUUACUAA